Messenger RNA from Sclerotinia sclerotiorum 1980 UF-70, 3255 nucleotides. RefSeq lists its product as hypothetical. Gene Ontology annotation, biological process: regulation of DNA-templated transcription elongation; regulation of transcription by RNA polymerase II; transcription elongation by RNA polymerase II. Gene Ontology annotation, cellular component: DSIF complex. The transcript has 3 exons. Lineage: Eukaryota; Fungi; Ascomycota; Leotiomycetes; Helotiales; Sclerotiniaceae. Gene Ontology annotation, molecular function: mRNA binding; protein binding. The record is from RefSeq and is a predicted model, not a curated record. The coding region runs from base 1 to 3255 and encodes 1084 amino acids.
AUGUCUACUUCAAACUUACUAAAUAAUUCCUUUGAUGAGAGCGACGAAGAGGACGAUAAUUUCAAUCCCCAACCUGCGGAUCUUUCUGACAACGAAGAUGAAGACCGCAAUACAAGUAGUGCGAAAAGACGAAAUGAAACUUCGCGUCAUCAAGUAGGAGAUGAAGAUGGCUCUGAGGAUGAAUCUGCCCAAGCGAGUGGGCGGAAAACCAACUCAGGCGGUGCUGCUGAUGAUGAGGAGGAAGAUGAUGAAGGCGAAGGCGAUGAUACUGCUGCAGGCGCCCAUGAUGAUGAUGAUGAUGAGGAAGAAGAUGAGGAAGAGGAAGAAGAUGAUGACGAAGAGGAAAUUACGGGACACCGCCGUAAACGUCGCAGAGACCGUCGCAAUGUUUUCCUCGAUGUUGAAGCCGAAGUGGAUGAAGAUGAGGAUGAAAAUGAAGAUGACGAGGAUGAAUUGAACGAAAUGAAGGAUACUUUCAUUGCAGACACACACCCAGAUGAUAUGGCAGACCUUCCAGAUGGUGGUGAGACAGAUGACAGGCGUCACCGAGAUUUGGAUAGGAGACGUGAAAUGGAGGCAAGUCUUGAUGCGGAAAAGCAAGCCGAAAUUUUGCGACAACGAUAUGCGAACAAAGGUCGCUCCUCAAGGGGCAGUGGAGAAUCAGCGGUCGUUCCAAAACGUCUCUUACUUCCUAGUGUCGAUGAUCCUAGUAUCUGGGCUGUAAGAUGUAAAGAAGGAAAAGAAAGAGAGGCCGUUUUCUCGAUCAUGAAGCGCAUCGAAGAGAGAACUGGUACCAAAGAAGAACUUGCGAUUACUUGCGCUUUUGAACGUGGUGGAACGCAAUCUACAAUGAAAGGCUUCAUUUACGUCGAAGCCCAACGACAAGCCGAUAUUUUGACUGCUAUGGAUGGCCUUAUGAAUGUCUAUCCUCGAACUAAAAUGCAGCUAGUCGAGAUUAAGGAAAUGCCAGACCUUCUCAGGGUUACGAAAAGUCCAACUGUAGAGGUUGGAGCUUAUGUACGACUUAGGCGUCCAGCAAAAUAUGCUGGUGAUCUUGCCCAGGUUAUGGAAGUUACCGAUACUGGCCUUGAAUUACGUGUCAGAUAUGUACCUCGUCUCGAUUAUGGUCUUCAUGAGGAUACCAAUGUAGUAGACGGAAAGAGAAAGCGUCCAGUGGCUGGACCGCGCCCGCCCCAACGGCUCUUCAGUGAAGCCGAAGCCAAGAAACGACAUGCAAAACAUUUGCAAGGCCGACCCGACACGAAGACCUGGAACUACUUUAAUGAGGAAUAUAUCAAUGGGUAUUGCGAGAAGGAGGUCAAAAUCCAAGCACUUAUCACUAAAGAUGUCAAUCCAACCCUCGAGGAAGUUACAAGAUUUGCCUCGGGUGCUGAAGAUGGAACCGAGAACUUGGAUCUAAAUGCUCUUGCUGCUAGCUUGAAAGCAAGCACGGCCAAUGCUUCUUAUCUACCAGGCGAUGUUAUUGAAGUUUACGAGGGUGAACAGAAAGGUGUCGUUGGUAAAGCAGUAUCUGUUACAGGUGAUAUUGUCACGAUGGCUGUGUCUGAAGGAGCAUUGAAGGGUCAAACCAUCGAAAUCCCUAUCAAGGGUCUACGCAAACGUUUCCGUGAGGGUGAUCACGUCAAAGUUAUUGGUGGAAGUAGAUUUAGGGAUGAAGUGGGUAUGGUCGUCAAGAUAAUUGAAGAUCGUGUCACUUUGUUGAGUGAUCAAGGUAACAAUGAGAUCACCGUUUUCAGCAAAGAUCUUCGAGAGGCGAGCGAUUCUGGUGGCAGUGGCGCUUUAGGAAAGUACGAGCUAUGGGACUUGGUUCAAUUAGAUCCAUCUACUGUUGGUUGUAUUAUCAAAGUUGACCGCGAGUCACUUGUCGUUCUUGAUCAGAAUGGCUCUAACCGGACAGUUAUUCCAUCUCAAAUCUCCAACAAACUUGAAAAGCGAAGAAAUGCAGUGGCAACAGAUCGUAAUGGUGCCGAGAUCAAGAUGGAGGAUGGUGUGAAGGAAUUUGGAGGAGAAGGUAGAGCUGGCAAGAUUCUACACAUCCAUCGCGCCUAUCUUUUCUUGAAGAGCUCGGAACUGACUGAGAAUGCCGGUGUAUUCGUUGCGCGAACAACUAGCGUUCAAAGCGUCUCUGCUAAGGGAGGACGCAUCGCUGGGAAUGCCUCAUCUUCACCGGAUCUCAGCUCUAUGAACCCAGCAAUGAAGCUGAAUCCGAAAAAUAAUGGCCAGAUGCUUCCACCAAAAUCAUUUGGCCGUGAUAAGUCUAUUGGACAGACGGUGACAAUUCGAAAAGGUCCAUACAAGGGUUUACUCGGCAUUGUUAAAGAUACCACAGACACCAAUGCCAGGGUAGAACUGCACACAAAGAGCAAGGUAAUCAGUGUUCCAAAGGACUGUUUGGGAUUCAAGGAUAAGGUUAGUGGUGCAUCGAUAGAUCCAAGCGGUUUCAGAGGUGGUCCUGGUGGUGGUAGGGGAGGAGGAGCUCCAAGAGGGCGUGGUGGUUUUGGAGGUGCGACCCCUGGUCCAGGUUGGGAUGCUGGUGCGGGUGGACGAACACCAAUGCCUGGUGGCCUUCCUGAGCGUACUCCAGCUUGGGGGAGAACUCCUCACGGUGGGGGCCAAGGUGGACGAACACCUGCCUGGAAGUCUGGAGCCACUGAUGGUGGGCGUACACCUGGUUGGGCGAAUGAUGGAUCUCGGACCGUUUAUGCAAAUGACGGUAGCCGGACAGCCUAUGGAGGUGGCAAUAGGACUCCUGCUUGGUCAUCUGGUGCUAAAACUCCAGCUUAUGGCUUAUCAGAUAAUUUUGGAUCUAAAACUCCCGCAUAUGGCGGUAGUGGUAGCUCUGGAGAUGCAUGGGGCUCAAAGACUCCAGCCUAUCAACCAAAUAAUUCAAACGACAAUUGGAACUCUGGCCCAUCCAACAACAACAAUUGGGGUUCGGCUUACGAUGCUCCAACCCCUGGCGGUCCUUUAUCGGCACCUACUCCGGCUGCAAUGAAUGCUCCGACUCCAGGUGGAUAUUCCGCUCCAACACCAGCUGCCAUGAACGCCCCAACGCCCGGAGCUUAUUCAGCCCCAACUCCAGCUCCGGGUUAUUGGGGUGCUCCAACACCUCAAGCAAUGGAUGCACCUACACCAGGACAAGGAUAUUAUGCGGGAGCUCCCACACCUGGUGCAUAUGCAGCGGAGACACCAGCAGGUAAUUGGCAGGAGGAUGGACCUAGAUACGUGGAUUAA